GAAGAUUUCACCAAGACUCGUUCUUAUUUGCGAUCUGCCUGCUCGUUUGAGCAGUCUCCUACUCACCCCCCCGCAUAGUCACCACUACGAAAAUCCCCAAAGCCUGGAGGAUCUUACAUUGGAGCUGAUCUGUUUGUUUGUUCGCAGUUAAGUGCGGUUCUAGAAGACACUGCCAGGACAAAGGAUGUUCCUAGGCAAGUGUGAUGGAGACCUCUGUGACCUGAGAGGAGACAGCACCCCAACUCCUGGGCCUCCAGACGGAGAGGAUGAUGACCUUCCUAAAAAGAAGCAUCGCAGGAACCGUACAACCUUCACCACCUACCAGCUCCAUGAGCUAGAACGGGCCUUUGAGCGUUCUCACUACCCUGACGUGUACAGUCGAGAAGAGCUUGCAAUGAAAGUCAGCUUGCCAGAGGUUCGAGUCCAGGUUUGGUUCCAAAACAGACGUGCAAAAUGGAGACGCCAGGAAAAGCUGGAGUCCUCGUCUACCAAGCUCCAUGACUCCCCACUGCUGUCAUUCUCACGGACCCCUAUAACUACAAGUAUGGGGCCUCUGACGUCCUCCCUACCUUUGGAUCCCUGGCUCACAUCGCCCAUAUCUGGUGCUACGACUGUUCACAGCAUGCCUGGAUUUAUGGCCCCUUCACAGGCACUCCAGGCCCCUUAUCCAAGCCACUCUUUCCUUAACAGUGGCCCUCCAAUGACAUCUAUUCAGCCUCUCGGCGGUGGUCCUUACCAGUGUAUGGGGGGCUUUGUGGACAAGUUUCCAAUGGAGGAUUUGGACCAAAGAAGUUCCAGCAUUGCAGCAUUGCGUAUGAAAGCCAAGGAGCACAUCCAGACCAUAGAUAAGACAUGGCAACCUAUGUGACAUACAAUACUUCUUCGGAUGGAUACUUUGAACUAAGGCAGACUUUUUACAUGAGGCUGAAAUUAUAUGGGACUAGGCUUCGAUGGCAGCUUUCUACAAAAAUGUUGAGAGAUGUUAGUUUGACCUUGGGAUCUGCAACAUGCACAGAGUGAUGAUUCCAACACUUGAUUCAAAAUAUCUAGUUUAAGAAAGGUCAUUUGUACUAAAAAAAUUAAA
Messenger RNA from Pelobates fuscus (common spadefoot toad), 1084 nucleotides. It is a transcript of the gene RAX2, whose product is annotated as retina and anterior neural fold homeobox 2. The coding region runs from base 185 to 868 and encodes 227 amino acids. The transcript is spliced from 3 exons. Lineage: Eukaryota; Metazoa; Chordata; Amphibia; Anura; Pelobatidae. Gene Ontology annotation, molecular function: DNA-binding transcription factor activity, RNA polymerase II-specific; RNA polymerase II cis-regulatory region sequence-specific DNA binding. The record is from RefSeq and is a predicted model, not a curated record. Gene Ontology annotation, biological process: positive regulation of transcription by RNA polymerase II.